GGCGCGGGAAAAAGAAACGUCGCCAUGUUGACAAUUCUCAAUGAACUUGCCAAGCACCGUGACGAAGAGACCGGAACGUUCGACCUGGAUGCUUUUAAGAUUGUCUACGUCGCUCCCAUGAAGGCCCUUGUCCAAGAAAUGGUCGGAAACUUCACAGCCCGGCUGAAGGUCUUUGGAAUUAAAGUCGGCGAGCUUACUGGCGACUCCCAAAUGACCAAACAGCAGAUUGCA
Molecule: messenger RNA, 231 nt
Organism: Laccaria bicolor S238N-H82
Lineage: Eukaryota; Fungi; Basidiomycota; Agaricomycetes; Agaricales; Hydnangiaceae
Exons: 2
Cellular component (GO): nucleus
Molecular function (GO): ATP binding; nucleic acid binding
Source: RefSeq, a predicted model, not a curated record